Messenger RNA from Didymosphaeria variabile, 1494 nucleotides. It is a transcript of the gene FAH12, whose product is annotated as Oleate hydroxylase fah12. The coding region runs from base 1 to 1494 and encodes 497 amino acids. Gene Ontology annotation, molecular function: oxidoreductase activity. The transcript is spliced from 2 exons. NCBI's taxonomy places the organism in Eukaryota, Fungi, Ascomycota, Dothideomycetes, Pleosporales, Didymosphaeriaceae. Gene Ontology annotation, biological process: lipid metabolic process. The record is from RefSeq and is a predicted model, not a curated record.
AUGGCCACCACCGCCCGCCCCCAGAACCCCGUCCUCAAGAGGAAUGUCACUACCGACUCGGUCGUGUCCUCGUCGGCACCCUCUGCGAGCACGUCGCCAAUCGAUUCGCCGACCGGUUCGGCUUCCAACACUUCGCUCUCCUCUCUCAGCUCUGUCGAUGAAGUAAAUGUCAAGAACGCGCGCGGGACGCUGCUCGACACCUACGGCAACGAAUUUCAGAUCCCUGACUACACCAUCAAGGAUAUCCGCGAUGCCAUCCCCAAGCACUGCUUCGAGCGGUCAGGAGCCCGUGGUCUCGGCUAUGUCGCCCGCGACAUAGCCUGCCUUGCGGCCACUUUCUACCUCUUCCACAACUAUGUGACUCCCGAGACCAUCCCCUCGACUGCUGUGCGAACUGCGUUGUGGGCCGGAUAUACUGUCAUUCAGGGUCUGUUCGGAACUGGUCUCUGGGUCAUGGCCCACGAGUGCGGUCACCAAUCGUUCUCUCCCUCCAAGGUGCUGAACGACACGGUUGGCUUCAUUGCCCACACUGUGCUCCUCGUUCCCUACUUCUCCUGGAAGAUCUCCCACGGAAAGCACCACAAGGCUACCGGCCACAUGGAGCGCGACAUGGUCUUUGUUCCUAAGACGAGAGACCAAUACGCUUCGCGUGUCGGCAAGCUGGCCCACGAGCUUCACGAGCUGACUGAGGAGACUCCCAUUGCGACCCUCAUCCACUCGGUGGUGCAGCAGCUCGGCGGCUGGCCCAUGUACCUCAUCGCCAACGUCACCGGCCACAACUACCACGAGAGGCAGCCCGAGGGCAAAGGCAAGGGAAAGCAGAACGGUAUCUUCAGCGGCGUCAACCACUUCAACCCGUCCAGCCCUCUGUACGAGAGGAAGGACGAGCACUUGAUCCUCGCCAGCGAUGCUGGUCUGGCCGUCGUCAUCGGUGCUCUCUGGUACAUUGGCAAGACCUUCGGCUUCUCGAACCUCCUCGUCUGGUACAUCCUCCCGUACCUCUGGGUGAACCACUGGCUCGUCGCCAUUACCUUCCUCCAGCACACCGACCCUACUCUUCCUCACUACGACGCUCAGACCUGGACCUACACACGUGGCGCCGCUGCCACCAUCGAUCGCGAGUUCGGCUUCGUCGGCCGCACGCUUCUCCACGGCAUCAUCGAGACCCACGUCCUCCACCACUACGUUUCCACGAUCCCCUUCUACCACGCUGAUGAGGCCACCGAGGCUAUCAAGAAGGUCAUGGGCAGGCACUACCGAUCUGAUACCGAGGGUGGAUCCAUCGGCUUCCUGAAGUCCAUCUGGAAGAGCGCCCGAUGGUGCCACUGGGUCGAGCCCAGCGAGGGUGCUCAGGGCGAAGGCAAGGGCGUCCUCUUCUUCCGCAACCGCAACGGUCUCGGCACCGCUCCCUCCAAAAUGGCCGCUCCCGUCCCCAAGAUGACUGCUGGCAAGGCCGCGAAGAUGGAGAUCGGCGCCGACAGCGACAACGAGUAG